GUGCUUUAUAGUUGUGUGAGAAAUAUUGCACGAGGAUAAUAUCAAGUAUCGAUUACACAAACUUCUUGGAUACGUAAAAGUAAUGCAGCAUCAUGGACGCGUGUUUUACUGCAUUCGAUAAAGACGGUGAUGGAUUUCUUUCAUUAGCUGAAUUUGAACUAAUUUGCCGUGCACUAUUUCGUAAUGAUCGCGGUAAAGUUUAUGAACUCGAGGAACAACAAUUGAAAGAUAUUUUCGCUGUUUUCGAUACCAAGGGUGAUGGUUUGCUUGACAGGAUAGAAUUUGAGGUCUGUUGGAAUCGAUGGAUUAAAGUAUGCACAAGGCCAAAAAGUGCGUUUCUGAUUGUGGACGUGCAGAAUGAUUUUAUAAGCGGUUCACUUAAUAUACAAAACUGCGCUGCUCAACACGAUGGUUCAGAAGUUAUUGAACCGAUAAAUCGUUUAUUGGAGAACGUGCCUUUUGAUGCGGUUUUCUAUUCUCUCGAUUGGCAUCCGGUAGAUCAUGUUUCUUUCAUCGAUAAUCUCCAUCUUAGGGAUAUCGAUUUAUCGACUGGAAUAGCGAAAGAGGAGAUACACGUUUACGAUACUGUGACAUUUAUCGGUCCACCUGAAUUAAAGCAAAGAUUAUGGCCGAGGCAUUGCGUUCAGGAUUCAUGGGGUGCUGAACUGCACAAGGAUUUGAAAAUUGUUGAGAAGGCAAUUAAAAUUUAUAAAGGAACAAAUCCUGAUGUUGAUUCAUAUUCAGUAUUUUGGGAUAAUAAAAAAUUAACCGAAACAACACUCUCGUCACAAUUGCAAGCGAAAGGUGCAACUGAUAUUUAUAUUUGCGGUCUUGCCUAUGAUGUUUGUGUUGGAGCAACGGCCGUCGAUGCUCUUGCUAGUGGUUAUCGAACAAUUUUAAUCGAUGAUUGCAGUCGUGGAGUUGAUUUGGUGGACAUCGAGAAAACAAAAUCAACAGUUAUUGCAAAUAAUGGCGUAAUUGUUAAUUCGAGUCAAGUUCAGGCAAUGGUCGAGGGACGUGAUCGAAGACCCGAACUCGGUUAUAAACUCGCAAUGGAAAUAAAACAGACGCUAAAUAAUAAAAUAAAUAAAUAGAGAAAUAAUUUCAAAUCAAAAUUAUAUGAAAGUAUACGAAAUGUGAAUAUUCUCACUUUGAAGAAAACUUCAAAAUCGAAAUUGAAAUUAGCCUUUUUAAUUAGAAAGGAUUAUUUUUCAAGCUGUUUUAGGAAAAUACCUAGCCUUUUAGAAAAUGCGAUUGUCAUUCGAAUUUCUUAUUAGAAAAUUAGAAAUAAAACUAGUUUUAGAACUAGAUGUAAAAAAGAAUUCUACAAAAUAUUUUU
This is a messenger RNA of Leptopilina heterotoma, 1339 nucleotides long. Its product is annotated as nicotinamidase. Lineage: Eukaryota; Metazoa; Arthropoda; Insecta; Hymenoptera; Figitidae. The record is from RefSeq and is a predicted model, not a curated record. The transcript has 3 exons. Bases 93 to 1094 code for a protein of 333 amino acids. Gene Ontology annotation, molecular function: calcium ion binding.